AUGGCUCAGCUGGUGGAGUGUGUCCCAAACUUCUCUGAAGGUCGAAACAAACAGGUCUGUGCUUUUAAAUUUGAUUUCCUCACUGUCUAGAACUUUUUAAAACAAUAAUUAUUCAACUGUUACUCAUCAGAAAAGAGGCCGACUCUGUGAAAGUGUGAAUUCACGAGUGUGAGAUAUGGGCCCACUGUCUGGAGUGCGUCUCUAACAGUAUCUACAGAGUCUUUAAGAUAAGGGUGUUGUAAAUAUAUCAUAAAAUAAUCAUGAGUCAUAAGUCUCAGGUCUGUUUUUGUGUCUCAGGUGAUCGAUGCCAUCUCUUCAGCCAUCUCCGGCACAUCAGGCUGCAGCCUGCUGGACGUCGACCCCGGGGCCUCCACCAACCGCACCGUCUACACCUUCGUGGGGUCUCCUGACGCCGUGGUGCAGGGGGCGCUGAAUGCCGCCCGAUGUGCCUUCAGCCUCAUUGACAUGAGCAAACACUCAGGUGAGGCUUCAGGAAGGAAACAGGACGUCAGUAACAGGAGGAGACAACAGUCAUGAGUGUGCGUCUGUUACCUGUGCAGGUGAGCAUCCUCGGACCGGAGCGUUGGACGUCUGUCCCUUUAUCCCGGUCCAGAACGUCUCUAUGGACGACUGCGUCCGCUGUGCCAACGUGUUUGGACAGAAGCUGGCUGAGAUGCUGCACGUGCCCGGUGAGACCAAACCCGACCUUUGAUAAAAUCCAUUUAAAGGUGGAGUAGGAAGGAUCUGAGUUAGUUCCAGUUUAUGGGAACAAUCUUGAAUGUAAACUCUACUGCUCCCAACCAGUUUUCCCCUCAGCUCCUCCCCUCCCCUCCCUUUCUGCUCCAGCAAGCCCCGCCCACAAACAGACGCUCCUGCUCGCUCGUAUCGUUCCAAUUAAAUUCAGAUAUAAUGCAGAGAAAUACUUAAGAUAAUUACAAAUGGGGCCCAGUCAACAAAAAAGCAUUGGUGCUACUGUAGAUGCCAACAGACUACCAGCAAACACAAUGUUUGCAGGACUUCUACAACUAGGAUAAAGUGACAUAGUCCAGGACCAGAGGUCAACAGUUUAGCGGCGCUACAACACGCUACAGCAGGUCCGUUUGACAAGAAACACUUCUGUUACAGACACUUGGCUUACUUUGGUAAAGCGGUUUACCUGUCCAGCAGAAAGGUUACAGGUUGAGUAAGAUCCCAAAGCAUCCCCACACGUUUAAAACUCGUUUAUGUUGACCUGGCUUUUUAGCACUUGUCUGGUCUACCUCCUUUUUAAGCGCCCGUUAUUCCACCAGAGUCUCUGGUAUUUCCUUCGUUUUCUUGUUUGUGUCGGCAGUCGUGGCUAAAGGAGGAUUCAGACAAUUUAAUUUACUUUCUGGUUGGUUUCUACUGUCCGAUAUUGUAGCACGUUAACUUUGUUUGGGCUCGUGAACAUUAAUCGAGGACGUGGUGCGUGCCUCACAACACGAGGGAGCAGCGUCUGCCUCACAACCAAUCAGCACUAAGGAGCAGCAUCCGCCUAACAACCAACCAGGUUGGGGGAGGCGGGGAACGACUUUGUUUACAGUCAGAAAGAGCGGGCCGCUCAAAAAUUUUAAUAAGUUGACUACACAGACAUAACAAAACACAGCGAUAUCGUUACCAAAUGUCAUCAAUGACUGAUAAUUAUUGACUGAUACUAAAAGCUUUUUGUAUAUACACCACAAAAAAAGAUGCUUUUUGAACAGAAUCUUGCCUACCCCACCUUUAGGACACAAAAUCAGUGAAUAACAAACAAACAUGAAUCUACAGAACAAGUUUAUACUGGUUUAAACUACCUCUCCCUCCUCCCUCUUCCUCAGUGUAUCUUUAUGGAGAAGCAGCUCGCACAGACUCCAGGAGGAAUCUUCCUUCUGUGAGAGCCGGCGAAUACGAAGCUUUACCUGACAAGGUGAUUCUCUGACAGCCAAUAAGAGUCCAGCUUCCUCACCCUCAUCUGUUCCUGUAAUUUUUAUCUGGUUGAAUCAGGCCAGCACUAACUCAGUCAUUUUUUUAUUGGCCAUCCAGUUGAAGCGUGCUGAGUGGUCCCCUGAUUUUGGCCCCGCCCAGUUUGUGCCGUCCUGGGGAGCCACGGUAACAGGUGCUCGUAAGUUCCUGAUCGCCUACAACGUCAACCUGAUCAGCACUAAAGAGCAAGCUCACCGCAUCGCCCUGAACAUCCGAGAGCAGGGCCGAGGAAAGGACCAGGUAACGACUGGGAUUAAUGUCAAAUAAUCUGGAUUUUACUCAGAUAAUCCUGAUCUAUAUGUGACAAUCUCUCUAUUUUUUUAAAAAUCCCAAAUUAAUGUAAAAUAAUCUGAAUCUAUUUGACAUGAAUUUGAUUUACAUCAAAUACUGUAAAAUUAAACUAAAUUUAUCUGAAUUAAUCUCAGAUAAAGUCAGUUUAAUAGAAAAAAUCCAGAUUAAAUUCAAAUGAUCAGGAGUUCACUCAAAUAAUCUUGAUUAAAAUAGAAAGAAAAUCUUCAUAAACAUCAAAAUACCUGGAUUUUAUAUAUAUUCUGGAAUUGAUUGAAAUAGCCCGGAUUUUAAUUAGAUAAUCUGAAUUCAAUUUCGCUAAUCUGGAUUUAGUUAAAAUAAUCUGGAUUUGGUUUAGACAAUCUUGAAUUGAUUCAUUAUUGAUUGAUAUGAAUUAUCUGGAUUUAUAUUGUGUAUUUUAUGUUUUAGCUCGGGCGGCUGCAGAAGGUUCAGGCGAUGGGCUGGUACCUGGACGAGGAAAACAUCGCUCAGGUUUCCACAAACAUCCUGGACCAUGAACUGACACCUCUGCACAGGGUCUACCAGGAGGUGUGCAGGGACGCAGAGGUCAGAGGUCACACCCUUGCUUUAACAGGAUCACCACUUUUUCCACAAAUAAAACUUGAGUGUGUACUGUGCGUGCGUAUGUGUUUGUUUAUUUGUUUGUGUGUUUUCAGGAGCUGAAGCUGCCUGUGGUCGGCUCUCAGAUCGUGGGUCUGAUCCCCCUUCAAGCUCUGGUGGACGCCGCUGACGUCUUCAUCGCCAAAGAGCGACUUUUCAUCGUAGAGGAGGAGCACAAAGUCCGGCUGGUCAGAGAGCGCGCUCAGCUGUUAUAGUGUGUUAAAGGGAUAUUCCAGCGUAAAAUUGAUUUAGGGUCAAACACAUCGUAAUGCUGAGUAGACACCCCCUCGAGAGAUGAAUGUUGCAGACCGCUUGCUUCUGUAGUUAUACCAACUUUAAUAAUGACCGCACGAUAGCAAUACAGAGAUCCACGCGCUCAACCAAAAAGCCACUCUAUAGCUACAAAUAAUGCUCAGAACAGCACCUAACUUCAUCAACAGUACAUAUAGGGUCCCAGCCAUAGUACUAGCCGGCAAACAUCUUUUUAACUUUGCCUGAUUUCUUUAGCAAAGAGACUAAACACAACUCACCUACUCUCUUCCAGCAGCCACUUGUUUGUAGCGAGACCUCAGGCCAGUCUAUUACAGACUACAGCGGGGUGACGCAGCUCAAGGAAGAACAUUUAUGGUUAUUACUUCAUGGCAAUGAAAUCAGACCAAGACGCUAAGGCAGAAGAACUACCACGUCUGCAGUGCAAAAUGAUUAAUAUGGUGAUUAUUACUUCAAGGAAAUGAUAAAGUAAAGGCUCUGUGUAUUGCUAUCCUGCGGUCGUUACUAAAGUUGUUAUAACUAAAGAAGCAAGCGGUCGGCAACAUUCAUCUCUCAAGGGGUUGUCUACUUGGCAUUACGGUGUGUUUGACCCUAACUUAAUUUUACGCCGGAAUAUCCCACGACAUGUACAUGACCUAAAGUGUGUGUGCAUCUGCAGGUCAUCAGUAAACUGGGCCUGGACUCUCUCGGUCCGUUCAACCCAAAGGAGAGAAUCAUAGAGUGAGUCUGAACGCCUUCAGUCCAAAUAUUAUUCAUACAUGUACUGUAACCUGUGAGUUAAAAGGGCAGAGGUUGGCUGGUUAUCACGGUAAUGAAGAAUUGGUAGGUUGGUUGAUUGGUUGGCUGGUUGCUGGCUUGCUUGCUUGGCCUUUUUAAAAUUGAUUGGUUGAUACAUACUGUAUAUUGGUUUGAAAAUUGGUGAAUCUGUUUUUUUUUUCCAGCUGAUUGGUUUGUUUGUUGGAGGAUUGGUUAACUGAUUGAUUGAUUUGAUGUUUGAUUGGAUGGCUGGUACCUUUAUUUGUCAGGUGGUCGGUUGGUUGGUUGGUUGGUUUGAGUCGACCAUGUGUUUGUUACCUGUGCAGAUACAUGGUGAAGUCACAGGAGGAUGGCCAGCUGGUGUCUCUGUCGCUGCAGAAGUUUGUUCACAGCGUUGGAGCUCGGACGGCGGCCCCUGGUGGAGGAUCAGUGUCUGCGGCCAUCGCUGCUCUGGUACGAAUGUUACAUCUUGCAGUCUGAAAGCGCUGUGGUCAAUCUUCCUUUUGUUGUCUGAGGACAUCUUUUCGUCUCCAGGCCCUAACAUACCUGUCAUCUUGUCUUCCUGCAGGGGGCAGCGUUGGGCGCCAUGGUGGGUCAAAUGACGUACGGGAAGAGGCAGUUUGAAAACCUGGACAGUGUGAUGCGAAAGCUGAUCCCUCCAUUUCAUGAGGCCAUGAAUGAGUUGCUGGUGAUGGUUGACGCUGACUCUACCGCCUUCAACAGCUACAUGGUGAGCAGGGCGCAGAGACGGCGCAUUUACGACUUUAUUCCCCUAACACUUUUAAACAGAGACUUUUAAAAUUUUCUUUUUACUGUUGGAAUAUGAUGAUCUGUGGUUGUCUCUUUUUUUGGUAGACGGCGCUGAAGAUGCCAAAAACCACGGCAGAGGAAAUCAAAAGGUGAUCAUUCAGACGUAGAAACGAACAAACGGGUUUAAUUUCGCAGAAACGCCGAUUUUAUCCAGCUCAGUAUCACAUGUUUUCUGUUCUUCAUUUCCACGUGCUCCCCAAGGCGUGUGGCUGCCAUGCAGGAGGGUCUACAGCGAGCAGUGGGCGUUCCUCUGGCUCUGGCAGAACGCGUCAGCGUUUUGUGGCCGUACCUGAAGGAAAUGGUCGUUUACGGAAACAUCGCCUGCAAGUCGGACGCACAGGUGAGAAACCCUCCAUUUAAUUAUUUGGUUUAACCAGGAGGAAACAUUCCUGUCUGAGACCAAUGCUGCGUUGGAGUUACUUUGAAAGUCACAAGUCCAACCUGAAAAUGACGUCACACCUGAGUAACCAGCGUUUCAGUUACCAAGUCGGAAAAAAGCAAAAUCGGAGGCGGAAACAAGAUGGCUACUUCUACAUAGUUAUUUUGCCUUGUCUGAAUAUAAGCCAAGCACCAAAAAAACUUUUGUAGAUGUGGACUCGUAGACUUUGUAGACCUGGUAAAUGAAACGCUAAGAACUCGGGUGUUACGCCAUUUUCAGCUCUGACUUCCAAGGUUACUCGAACGCAGCAUAAGUCUGAGUCAUGUCACUGCGUGUCGUCAGGUGGCGGCUAAAGCCCUGGAGACGGCGGUUUUUGGAGCGUAUUACAACGUCACCAUCAACCUCAAAGACAUCACAGACGAAGAAUUCAAGAUGGCGGUGAGUCUUCAGACGGCGUCUGUGUCAGUAAGCUGUGUGUUUGUUGUUGUCGUUUCUUGUGUGCCUGCUGUUGUGUGUCGAUAUUGUUUUGUUUAUUUUUCAUUUGUGUCGACUGUUUCGUAUUUUUUGUGUUUGUUGUUGGUUUUUGUUUGUUUGUGUUGUUGUUGUUUGUCAUUUUAGUUUGUGUUGUUGGUGUUUUUUAAUUUGUUUCUGUUGACUUUGCCUCAAAUCUUGUUUGUGUGUUGUGUGUUUGUUGUUUGUGUGUUUGUUGUUUGUGCUUUCUUAAUUUCUUUUUGUUUAUCCGUCCAUUAUUGUUUGUGUUGUUUUUUUGUGUUGUUGCUGUCCUCUGUUAUGAUUUUUUUGUCUAUUGAUGAUGUGUUUUUGUUUUUGUUAUGUUAAUAAUAUGUAUUUGUUUUGUCAUUUGUGUGUGUUGUUGUUUGUAUGUCAGCUAUUGUUUUUGUUUGUGUGUUUUUUAUAUAUAUAUACGUGUGUUUGUGUUGCAGACUCUACAGAGAGCUACGGCGUUGCUGCAGGAAGCAAAGGACAGUACCGCUGUGGUCCUCCAAGCUGCUGAUGAAAGAAAGUGA
Molecule: messenger RNA, 6129 nt
Organism: Xyrichtys novacula (pearly razorfish)
Lineage: Eukaryota; Metazoa; Chordata; Actinopteri; Labriformes; Labridae
Source: the annotation of a GenBank genome assembly